CUAUUUCUUUCUCUUUCUCUCUUAACGCGUGCGUGUGUGAAGUGAGGAGAAGGUGGUGGUGUUGAUGUAGGCAGGUCGUCCUUGAGUCCCCUUAAGAGAGAGAGAGAGGAGCAGGCAGCCUCCUAAUACUCUAUUUUUCUCGCUCCCUUUCUAACUUGUAUCAUUUUUCACUUAUUUUCCUCACCAGUUUAUCCUCCAAUUCCUUUCCCAUCUCUCCCUCCUCCCCCGCGCGCGCUGUCUCUCUCUCUCUCUACGACUCUACCUAUUAUUCUAAUUUUUUUUGUCUAUUUUCUUUUUCUUCGUAGCAGAGUGUGUGCAGAGAGAAUUUGCAGUCACUCGAAGCAGGAGAAAGAAAAGAGAGCCGCGAUCUUUUCUCAGAUCCUCUCACUCUAUUCUUUCUCUCUCUAAAGCACAAAAAACCCCCACCUAAAGGCACUAGCGGUGGCUGCCUCAAGGAGAUCGGCACUCGACGGUGGUGGCUCCGAUUGGCUCCCCGCUCCCGCGGACUCGAGAAUCGCCGGAGACCUCUGCCUCGGUUUCAAUGGAGGACUCGGAGGAGGAUGGCCUACUCCCUCCACCGCCACCACGACCGCCCCCGCCGCUGCUGCCGUUGUUGGUGGUGGCGCCAGCAGCGGUAGCUCUAGGACCCUCCACCACCACCACCAUCAGCAAAUCGUCAACUACAAUAGCAUACCCCUCCCGCUCUCCCUCCCUCUCCCCCCUGAGAUAAGCAUGGUCGGUCUCCGGGACGUCUUCCUUUUCCACUCAUCCUCCGACCCUCAGGCGUCCUCCCUCUUCCCCGUCCUCGCCCCCUCCCUACCCCAGCCGUCUCCUUCUCUUGCUCCUCCUCCGCCCCCACCACCUGCUCCUCCCCAGCAGCAACCACCAAGCUUGUUGCACUCGCUGCCUCAGCACCAACUUGCUCAUGUCAUGGCCAAUGAUAGCAACAACGACGACGAGGAGAGGCGGAGGAUGUCGGAAUUUCAGCUGUGGCACCACCAUCACCAGCGCGCGGUGGCGGGGAUCCCGACGAUGGAAGCGGCGCUUGGUACCGGAAGCAGCGGUGGCACCACCUGCCAGGACUGCGGCAACCAGGCCAAGAAGGACUGCAGCCACCGGCGGUGCCGUACAUGCUGCAAGAGCCGGGGGUUCGAGUGCCCCACCCACGUGAAGAGCACGUGGGUGCCGGCGGCGAGGCGCCGGGAGCGGCAGCAGUUCGUCCACUCCUCCGCCACCGCCACCACCAACACCGGGAAGAAGCCCCGGCUCUCCUCCUCUCAAGCCGCCGCGUCGCUUACCUCCAACUCCGCCACCACCCCCUCUCGCAGCUUCGACACUGGCUCCAGUCACCAAGAAAUGGAUAUGGGAGGAAGCGGAUUGCCGGGGCAUGUCACCGCUCCGGCGGUGUUCAAGUGCGUCCGGGUGACCUCAAUCGAGGAUGGAGACGACGAGUACGCUUACCAGGCAGCCGUCAAGAUCGGCGGACGCGUGUUCAAGGGCUUUCUCUAUGAUCAAGGCCUCGACGAUUCGUCGUCCUCGUCGCUGCCCAAUCUCUCAGAGCUUCAUCUUGGUGAUCUUGCCGCUGGUGGUGGUGGUGGUGGUAGCGGUAAGAAUGCCAAUGCAUCAUCUUUGUCCUCAAUUCUUGAUGCUAGCGACGCUUACGCAGUUGCUGCGGCCGCUGCUGCGGCAGCAGCAGCUUCUUCUAGUGGGAUGCUCGGAGGUGCGAAUUACGGCAACCCAAUGAAUUGAAGCUGGAACAGGAACAAGAAGGAUUAGAAUAGGCAAGAUUGGUGUUACACCAUUAGCAUAGUUUGAUAUAGAUAGACUGGUAGAUAGAUGGAUAGAUAGAUGAUCAUCGUCACUUAUAGUCUGUCUAGUGUUCUAGCAUGUAUGCAUCCUUGUCGCCAUUGUUUUUUCCUCGUGUCUGUGUAACUCUCUAACGUCUCAAAUCAUGAAAUCUGGGGUCGAUACAAAAAGAGUUCUCUUUUUUCUCAUUUUUGGAAGAGUGGUGGCUGUUGGUUACUCUUGGUCAGGAGAGAGAGAGAGAGAGAGGGUAUGGGGGCUUGGGUCGUGUGAUGUUUGUCAUUCAUGGAGGGAUCUCUUGAGUCUUGUUUGGAAUUCUCGAACAUAUAAUAAUCAUCGAUUUUAUGACAAGUUUAAGAGAGUUUAUCUCUA
Messenger RNA from Nymphaea colorata (pocket water lily), 2175 nucleotides. Its product is annotated as protein LATERAL ROOT PRIMORDIUM 1-like. Gene Ontology annotation, cellular component: nucleus. Gene Ontology annotation, biological process: positive regulation of DNA-templated transcription. The transcript is spliced from 2 exons. NCBI's taxonomy places the organism in Eukaryota, Viridiplantae, Streptophyta, Magnoliopsida, Nymphaeales, Nymphaeaceae. The record is from RefSeq and is a predicted model, not a curated record. Gene Ontology annotation, molecular function: DNA-binding transcription factor activity; DNA binding. Bases 733 to 1749 code for a protein of 338 amino acids.